Molecule: messenger RNA, 1495 nt
Organism: Malania oleifera
Lineage: Eukaryota; Viridiplantae; Streptophyta; Magnoliopsida; Santalales; Ximeniaceae
Product: F-box protein At1g10780-like
Exons: 4
Coding region: 155-1414 (419 amino acids)
Molecular function (GO): protein binding
Source: RefSeq, a predicted model, not a curated record
UUGGCUUUCUUAGCUUCCUCAUCGCAACUGCGCAGCAGCUUGUUGCCUUUCAAUCUUCGUCGCAGUAGCAGAGCAGCUUCUUCAAUAUUCAUCACCGCCGCAGUCCGCACCAGCCUCUUCAUCGCAACUGCAAUCUCAGACACUCUCGCAGAGAAUGGACUCUCUUCCCGAUGCCUUGGUCCAAUACAUUUUGUCUCAUAUAAGCAGCGCUCGGGAUGUGGCAGCGUGCACUUGUGUGUCCAAGCGGUGGAAGGAUUCCAUUCCUUUCAUCAAGAGCCUCUACUUCCCCCGCAAUUCUUUUGACAACCAUUUCAGUCGGGGCAGUCCUGAGAAUAUUGUGGGGAAUAUGAUUGCCUCUAUUGUUCAAUUGGAAGAGCUGGUUGUAUACUGUCCUUUCUAUGGUGCAGGCCUUGCUUCUUGGCUGGCACUGGCAGGCCCAUCCCUCCGGCAUCUUGAGCUCCGCAUGGACAAUCUUUCUGAGCAGCAAGUCUGGUUUGAAAAUCCCUCGAAAAUUGAUUGCAUUGGAGCUGCAAGGAAUCUGGAGUCACUAAAGCUUUGGGGUGUUCUAAUGACUCAAUCGCCCAAGUGGGAUGUCUUUCACAAACUUCUAAAUCUUGAAAUAGUUGGUGUGAGAUUAGAGGACCCUGCACUGUCUGAUGCACUUCGAGCAUGUCCUAAUCUGACCCAUCUAUUGCUACUUGGUUGUGAAGGGUUGAGAUCAAUUUCAAUUGAGUUACCAAAACUGGAGCACUGUAAGCUUGAUUUUUAUGGCCCGGGAAACUGUUUCCUUUCUCUCACUUCCACGAAGCUUGAAUUUCUCGAGGUGCAAGGUUGUGGUUGGAUAAGGGUUCAUGAGACCCGUUGCUUAAAGAUUCUCUCCGUUGCCAAUAAUUCUGGGAAAGUCUUCAUGGUAGAUUUUAGAAAUCUUGGAUCUCUAGAGUUUUUAUCAAUUAGGGGGAUCCAAUGGAGUUGGGAUGCCAUUCAAAAAAUGCUUGAAUGGGCAAGUGAGGUGAAGCAUCUCUAUAUGAAGGUGGAAUUCACUGGGGAUUUUGAUACCCUCCAGCCUUUCCCAGAGAUUGACUUUGUUGAAUUCUUUAAUAACCAUCCUAAGCUUCAGAAGUUUGACAUUCAUGGUGCCAUGUUUGCUGCUCUUUGCCAGAAGAACAGCCUGAAAAAUGUGGAUUCAAGUUUUGUAAUUCCGUGUUUGGAGGAAGCCGUGAUCACGAUAAGAUCGCCAUUAAACGCUGAACAGAAGAUGAGCACGCUUGAGUCACUGGUGAAGUAUGGGAAGAGUCUAAAGAAGAUGGUGAUAAAGAUUCUCCAAAUGAAGAGCACUCACAACAGUAUGGAUGAUUUCUUUGAAGAGAUUUGCAGGUUUAGAUACAUGAAUCGCAAAAUUGUUCGAAUAGAAUAAAGCUGAUAGGGAACCUUGUUUUAGAAAUGUUCUUUUCUGAUUCCCUAUUUAUGAAAGCGUAACUGCUGACAUUAUGAUCAA